Molecule: messenger RNA, 1945 nt
Organism: Telopea speciosissima
Lineage: Eukaryota; Viridiplantae; Streptophyta; Magnoliopsida; Proteales; Proteaceae
Product: polygalacturonase 1 beta-like protein 3
Exons: 2
Coding region: 1-1917 (638 amino acids)
Source: RefSeq, a predicted model, not a curated record
AUGCAGAGGCAGAGACAACACAGAUUCGGUCUUUCUCUGUUCGUAUUUAUCGUCUUCUUUCUCUUAUCCUUGAAUGUCUCUUGCGCCGGAACUACCCAGAAAUCUACCGGUUUAUCGGUGGGACAAGACAACCCAUUCACCGCCAAAGCAUCUCUGAUUCGUUACUGGAACAAUAAGAUCAGCAAUAACUUACCCAAACCAUCUUUUCUUCUCUCCAAGGCUUCUCCUCUGAACGCCAUCGAAUCCUCCUACCUCACCAAACUCUCCCAAGACAGUAAUGCUCUCUCCUCUCACCUUCAAUCCUUCUGUUCCUCAGCCAAUCUGUUCUGUUUCCCUGACUUGGGGGCGAGUUUGGAGAAGCAUGACUCAUCUGUCAACUUCGCCUUGUAUAUGGAUAAGAACUUCACCAACUAUGGAAACUCGCAACUCGGCGGCACCGAUUCAUUCAAGAACUACUCUGAUAACUUGAAUAUCCCCGUCAAUUCGUUUAGGCGAUACAGUCGAGACUCUAAUGGUCACAACGACAAGUUUGCAAAUUACGGCCCUAACGGCAACGUAGUCGAUCAGAGCUUCAACACUUACGGCGACGGUGCUAUUCGUGGUUCUGGCGAUUUCAAGAACUACAAUGAAUUCGUCAAUGUUCCAGACCUCCGCUUCACUACUUAUGAUACGGAGGCUAAUGGGCGGAAACAGACUUUCACUACUUAUGGCCACGAGUCGAACGCAGGGGGCGAGAGUUUUGUCAACUAUGGCAAGAAGGGUAAUGGCGUACCAACUGACUUCACCAGUUACGGCAACGGAACCAAUGUUGAAGGUUCGAGCUUCGCUUCCUAUGGCGAAUCAGGCAAUAGCGCAAACGACUCGUUCACGUCGUACGCCUUCAACAGCAACAACGUAGGCAACAAUUUCAAAAGCUACGGCGAUGGUGGGAACUCUGGUACGGAUAAGUUCAGCAGUUACAGAGAUCAAGCAAACGUGGGGGACGAUUCAUUUCAAUCCUACGCUAAGAACUCGAAUUCUGGUAAAGUGGAUUUCUCCAAUUAUGGUAAUUCUUUCAACGAAGGCACCGACAAGUUCAAGGGCUACGGCAAGGGAUCGACUGGUCACUCAGUCGGAUUCAAACAAUAUGGGGUGAACAACACUUUCACGGAAUACAGCAAAUCCGGUAUCACCUUCGCCAAAUACAAGAACAAAACUCCACAAUCUGAAACUGAAAGUAAAACAAAAUCAGCUCAAUCGAAGAACAGGUGGGUAGAACCAGGGAAGUUCUUCCGUGAAUCGAUGCUGAAACAGGGGACUGUAAUGCCGAUGCCCGACAUUAAAGACAAGAUGCCGAAGAGAUCGUUCUUACCUCGUUCCAUCGCAUCGAAACUACCAUUCUCAACUUCCCAAAUUUCGGAGCUGAAACAGAUCUUCCAUGCGUCAGAGAACUCAAGCAUGGAGAAGAUCCUUCAAAACACUGUUCAGGAGUGCGAGAGAGCACCAAGCAGCGGCGAGACCAAGAGCUGCGUGAGCUCUGUCGAGGACAUGAUCGAUUUCGCCGUUUCGGUGUUGGGUCACGACGUGGUGGUUCGGAGUACGGAAAGCGUGAAGGGGUCAAAGCAAGAUGUGAUGAUCGGAACGGUCAAAGGAAUCAACGGUGGGAAAAUCACCAAGUCAGUUUCCUGUCAUCAGAGCUUAUUCCCUUACAUGGUUUAUUACUGCCAUUCGGUUCCUAAAGUUAGGGUUUACGAGGCGGAUAUCUUGGAUGCCAAAACAAAGGUCAAGAUUAACCAUGGAGUUGCAAUCUGUCACAUUGACACGUCAGCAUGGAGCCCAACUCAUGGUGCUUUUCUGGCCUUGGGCUCUGCACCUGGACGAAUUGAGGUGUGUCAUUGGAUCUUCGAGAACGACAUGACUUGGGCUACUUCUGACUGAUCUAUCUAUUCUGGUUUAAGCUUCGUUU